UAUUCGCGCGUGCUGUGCUAGUCAUGGCGGCUGCCCGAAAACCUUUGGAGUUCCAUGCCAGGCGGCCCUGGGGUCCGGAGGAGGGGGUCGAAGAUCCGGACGAGGAAGACGAGGAUGAUAACGAUGAAGCCGCGAAUGGGUUCUCCCUGGAGGAAGUGUUACGGCUCGGAGGCACCAAGCAAGAUUACCUUAUGCUGGCUACUUUGGAUGAGAAUGAAGAAAUGGUGGAUGGAGGCAAAAAAGGAGCAAUUGAUGACCUUCAACAAGGUGAAUUGGAAGCGUUUAUUCAAAAUCUUAGUUUGGCCAAGUAUGCAAAAGCUUUCUUAAUUGAAGAAGAUGAACCAGCUAAAAAAGAAGAUGCCAGCGAAAAAGAAGCAAAAGUAUCUAAAGUAGAUAAUAGAAAGCAAAAUGCAGCAGAAAAUGAAAGGAAAUCAAUCGGUAGUAAAGUGAAAAAUAAAAAGUCAGAACAACAUUCUAUUGAGAACAACAGUGCCACACCAAAAGUGAAGAAAGAUAAACAACAGGACAUCUUUGAAUUCUUUGAGAGACAGACGUUAUUACUCAAGCCUGGAGGCAAAUGGUAUGAUCUAGAGUAUAGCAAUGAAUAUUCUUUGGAACUCCAGCCUCGGGAUGUUGUGUCUAAGUACAAAACGUUGGCUCAGAAGUUGUAUGAGCAUGAAAUCAACUUAUUCAAAAAUAAGACGAAUAAUCAAAAGGGAGGCUCUUCUACCUGGAUGAAGGCAAUUGUGUCAUCAGGGACGCUAGGUGACAGGAUGGCAGCCAUGAUUCUGCUUAUUCAGGAUGAUGCUAUUCACACACUCCAGUUUGUAGAAACUCUCGUGAACCUUGUUAAAAAGAAGGGCAGCAAACAGCAGUGCCUCAUGGCUUUGGAUACUUUCAAAGAGUUACUCAUUACAGACCUUUUGCCAGACAGUCGGAAGCUACGGAUUUUCAGCCAGCAUCCUUUCAACAAACUAGAAAAGUUGUCCAGUGGCAACAAGGAUUCAAGAGACAGGAGGCUGAUCCUAUGGUAUUUUGAACACCAGCUGAAACAUCUAGUGGCUGAAUUUGUGCAGGUCUUAGAAACUUUAAGUCAUGAUUCAUUAGUAGCCACCAAAACUCGAGCCCUUACAGUGGCUCAUGAGCUCCUUUGUAACAAACCUGAGGAAGAGAAGGCCCUUCUUGUGCAGGUGGUAAAUAAACUGGGAGAUCCUCAAAACAGAAUAGCCACAAAAGCCUCCCAUCUAUUAGAGACAUUGCUGUGUAAGCAUCCCAAUAUGAAAGGCGUUGUGUGUGGUGAAGUAGAAAGGCUGCUCUUUCGCUCAAAUAUCAGCUCCAAAGCACAAUAUUAUGCGAUUUGCUUUUUAAAUCAAAUGGCCCUCUCCCAUGAAGAAAGUGAAUUGGCUAACAAAUUAAUAACUCUUUAUUUUUGUUUUUUUCGGACUUGUAUCAAGAAAAAAGAUAUUGAAUCAAAAAUGCUUAGUGCCCUUUUAACAGGAGUGAAUAGGGCAUACCCUUAUGCCCAGACUGGUGAUGACAAAGUGAAGGAGCAGGUUGACACACUGUUUAAAGUGUUACAUAUUGUGAAUUUUAAUACCAGUGUGCAGGCUUUAAUGUUGCUUUUCCAAGUAAUGAAUUCUCAGCAGACAAUAUCGGAUCGAUAUUAUGCAGCAUUAUAUAGGAAGAUGUUGGAUCCAGGAUUGAUGUUGUGUUCUAAACAAGCCAUGUUUCUUAACCUUGUCUACAAGUCUCUGAAAGCUGACAUCGUGUUGCGCAGGGUGAAGGCUUUUGUGAAGAGGUUACUUCAAGUUACUUGUGAACAGAUGCCACCAUUCAUAUGUGGAGCUUUGUACCUUGUGUCUGAGAUCCUUAAAGCAAAACCAGGUUUAAGAAGUCAACUAGAUGAUCAUCCGGAGUCUGAUGAUGAAGAAAAUUUUAUUGACAUACGAGAUGAUGAAGACAUAGAAAAAUUCACUGAUGCAGAUAAAGAAACAGAUACAGUGAAAAAAGUUGAGACAGACGAAACUGUGUCUGAAAGUCAUAUGGAAACCAAAAAAUCAGAGUCUGCUUCUUGGGUGCACUUUGAUAAUUUGAAAGGUGGCAAACGGUUAAACACGUAUGAUCCAUUCAGUAGAAACCCUUUGUUCUGUGGAGCUGAAAAUACAAGUCUUUGGGAACUCAAAAAGCUAUCUGAGCAUUUUCAUCCCUCUGUGGCCCUUUUUGCAAAGACUAUCCUUCAGGGAAAUUAUAUUCAGUAUUCAGGGGACCCGCUGCAAGAUUUCACACUAAUGAGAUUCUUGGAUCGAUUUGUGUACCGCAAUCCAAAGCCACAUAAAGGCAAAGAAAACACAGACAGUGUUGUGAUGCAGCCAAAAAGAAAACAUUUUCUGAAUGAUAUUCGCAGUCUUGCUGUGAACAGUAAGGAGUUCCUUGCAAAAGAAGAAAGCCAAAUACCAGUGGAUGAAGUGUUUUUCUACAGGUAUUAUAAAAAAGUUGCUAUUGUUAAAGAGAAACAAAAACGGAAUGCAGAUGAAGAAAGUAUAGAAGAUGUGGAUGAUGAAGAAUUUGAAAAGAUGAUUGAUACAUUUGAAGAUGAUAAUUGUUUCACUUCUGAAAAGGAUGACCUUGAUUUUGCUGGCAACUUGAAAAAGAAAACAAAAGGAGCUAAGGCUGACCCAGAAGAUGAAGAUUCAGAAGGUAGUGACGAUGACCUUGAUAACCUGGACGAUGAUGAAGUUUCUUUAGGAAGUAUGAAUGAAGAAUUUACCAACAUCGAUGAAGAGGGAGGAACAUUCAUGGAUGUGUUAGAUGAUGAAAAUGAGAGCAUUCCAGAACUUGAUGAAGUCAGCUCCGAAGUCAAUACUAAGAGAAGCAAGAGAAAAGGUGCAAAUGAUUUUGACUUUGCUGGAUCGUUUCAAGGACCCAGGAAAAAAAAGAAAAGAAAUCUCAAUGACCCCAACCUAUUUGUAUCUGCUGAAGAGUUUGGCCACCUAUUGGAUGAAAAUAUGGGAUCCAAGUUUGAUAACAUUGGCAUGAAUGCCAUGGCUAACAAAGAUAAUGCAAGUCUCAAACAGCUCAGAUGGGAGGCUGAACGGGAUGACUGGCUACACAACAGAGAUGUGAGAAGUAUCAUCAGGAAAAAGAAAAAUUUCAAAAAGAAGAGGCCAAAAACCACUCAAAAAACUAAAAAGCAAAGAAAAUGAGUGUUUUCUAAAUAAAUUGUAAAUUAAAAUUCAACUUACUGCUAAUUUUUGCUGUUCAUCCAUUUUUCUUGAUCUUGCUCUCUGAUUCCAUACAUUCCAGACUGUUCAAUGGAUUUGUAAUAAACUAUAAAUAAAAAUAGCUGUCAUUUAUAAAAUCGUGUAAAAGUGUUAAACUACAUUGAGAAAAAUCAAACUUUUUUUCCUUAUUUCUACAGAGAAAAAUAAAAAAGCUGAUAAUAGGAUACGCAUUUCAUGUACAAGCUCUAGCAUCUCUACUUAUCAUUGUAAUGAGUACUAUUUAUUAAGCAUUACUUGAUACCAGAUACUGUACUGAGUGAUUAACAUAAUGUCAUCUUGUUCAACCCUUAUAACAGUUCAUGAGGUGGGUCUUGUUAUCUCUGCUUGACAAAGAACAGUUCCAAGAAGUUAGCAAACCAGAGAUGGUUUUAAGGUUUGACUCCAUCACCGUCUCAGAUCCAUCUCAUUCCACAGUCUACGUUCUUAACCACUGAAAGGAUUACAAAUCAGCCCAUUAGCUAACUGCGCUCAUCUCUAGAGGAGAAUUUUCUCCCUUUCUGUAUUCUCAGAAAGAGCUAAAAUAGGGAUAAAUAGUAUUUUUGGAAAUUGACAUCACAGAAUAAAAAGUCAUUUAGCCCUUAAUUGGUCAUAAAGAAAUUAAUUUAUAGGUUACCUGAAAAAGUUGUUUUGUACUCUUACUUUUACUUAGGGAAAAACAUACCUUCCAAGAUGAAGGGAUAUUUCUUGCUCAUUGUUUGCCUGAAAUCUGAUGAAAAAAGAAGUCUUAAAAUUAGACAUGAUUAGAAAUUAAUUGUAUUAACACAUGGGCCAUAAUUUAGUGCUAACUUUAGGGUCUAUAAGAUAGGAAUCCUAUAGAUUAGAAAUUUGUGUUAAAGUGAAAUAUAUCCUUUUGGAUAGGGUCUAAGUUGCUCUUGUGUUACAUGGUAGCCUUCUAUAGUUACUUUGGAGUUUUUAAAAUUUGGCCUGUAUAUAUGAUAUAAUUUAUUUAGAAAUGGUAUUUAAAAGCAAAUUUUCAGUGUUAAUGUGUAAUUCCCUUUUGUAACUUUAUGAAUUGUUUUUAUGGAUGCCAUUUUACCUUGUUAUGGAAUUAGAAACGACUGUUGUACCCAGUUUUUGAAGCUGAUCCUAAACUUUAAUUUGCUUUUAAAUACUGUUGGAUGUUUUCUUUUAUACCCUUACAGUUUAAAAGUAUAGAGAUUUUGUGACUAUCCAAUAGAAUCCUGGAACAGUGUUUGUUCUAGUGAAGUACUUUAAAAGACAAAUGACAAGUUUCAAAGAUGGCCACCACCCCAGGACUACUAUUCCUUGCUUUAGGGAAACAGAAAUCACUUCCUAAUUCUAAAAGUUGAGGGCUCUAAUAUAAAAUUUCCCCAAAAAAAUGUCAGAGCACUUUCAGUGACAGCCAGUGGCAUGGGAAAGGUUUUUAGCUCCCAGUGUUGAUGCAGAGGAAGAACUCUGCUAGCCUGGGACACUGGUUACUUGACAGUUCAGCUAUGCUACCUCUUGCUUUCUCAGUCUACCAAACAAGGAGGUAUAAUGGGCAGGGUGAAUUUCCUCCGUCUCUGCUCCCAAACUAAACCAGACCAAGGACACUUGCUGUAUGCCCCCCACUAGUAAAAUCCAUGGAAGUGUGAAACACUUUCCCUGGUCUACAAACUUUUUUUUUAGGGAGAAGUGUCAUUUAGUCUACAAUAAUUAACACCUAUUUUCCCCUUGCACCCAUAAAAAUGCCUAAUACAUUAAAUCUGAAGAAGCAAUUUAUCUUAAAAUGCCAUUUAGCACCUAAAAUGCAUUAGGAACCUGCACACCCCUCUAAAAAACGUUAACUUAUGAAUUAUGAUUACCUUGGCUUGUGUUCAUCUUAUUAAACAAAAAAUAUGCUCCAAAAACGCCCACAAGUUCAGCUACUAAAACUCCUUUAAAGAUCUUCUUUGCCAGUGGUUCCAUAGUGCGGGCCAUC
Messenger RNA from Diceros bicornis minor, 5202 nucleotides. It is a transcript of the gene CEBPZ, whose product is annotated as CCAAT enhancer binding protein zeta. The record is from RefSeq and is a predicted model, not a curated record. The transcript has 16 exons. Lineage: Eukaryota; Metazoa; Chordata; Mammalia; Perissodactyla; Rhinocerotidae. Gene Ontology annotation, cellular component: nucleus. Bases 24 to 3203 code for a protein of 1059 amino acids.